Messenger RNA from Struthio camelus australis, 2037 nucleotides. RefSeq names its product family with sequence similarity 83 member C (gene SACK1C). The record is from RefSeq and is a predicted model, not a curated record. Gene Ontology annotation, biological process: epidermal growth factor receptor signaling pathway. NCBI's taxonomy places the organism in Eukaryota, Metazoa, Chordata, Aves, Struthioniformes, Struthionidae. Gene Ontology annotation, molecular function: protein kinase binding.
AUGUUCAACUACCUAGCAGUAGAGGCAAGACUGCAGUUCCACCGCAGCUAUGGAGGCCAGCAAGGGGUGUCUGGACCACUGAAGAGCCGUCUAGAGCAGCUGAAGAAGCCAUGGUGGAGAGAGCCCACCCCGCUGGUGCUCCAGCACAGUGAAACAGCCAGGCUUGCCAUAGAUGCCUUUCUUGAGCAGGGGGAACGUGGCUACCUGUGUGCCAUUGCUGAGGAAAGGGAGCUACCUUUUCUUUCCUCUCUGGACAUGGAAUAUAUGAACCAUCAGAGAAGCCAAAGCUUUCUAGAACCCGGUGUCUCGAAAGACAAAGAGGCCAACUCUGCUGACAUGGACAUUGGGGACAGGUCCUCCCUCUACUCCGAGCUAACAUCUGGCACCUACUUUCCACUUAUGUCUGAUGUGCACCCUCCAGAGCUGGAGCUGGGAUGGCCAGGGAUGCCGCUACUCACAACGUCUGGCCAGACUAAAGCCACUGCGAUUUUCCAAAGAAACAAGGCUAACAGCAUUAAGGAUUUGCUUCGGUCCCUGAUCAGCCGGGCACGGACGGUGAUAGCAAUUGUGAUGGAUCUGUUUACAGACAUGGAGAUACUGUGCGACCUGCUGGAGGCCUCAAGCAGACGGCAUGUCCCUGUUUACCUGAUCCUGGACGAAGAAUACUUGAAGCAUUUUGUGGAAAUGUGCAAUAAAAUGGCUCUGACUGAAGACAACUUCCCAAACAUGCGCAUAAGAUGUCUGAGUGGAGAUACAUACUACAGCAAAGCAGGCAAGAAAUUUGUGGGCCGGGUUUUGGAGAAGUUUACCCUGAUCGAUUGUGACCAAGUUCUUGCUGGUACAUACAGUUUCACCUGGCUUUGCAGCCAAGUCCACACCAGCCUGGCGACCCACUUCCGUGGUCAAAUUGUUGCAGACUUUGACAAGGAAUUCCGGUACUUGUACGCCGAAUCCAAAGCAGUGACUAACUUUUGUGUGCCAGAUUCUGGAACACGCCCCUCUUCUCAGAAUACCUCAAAGGAUGCAGAAUCCCUUUUAAAAGCUGCCCAGGUGAACGAUGCUGAAACCUCAAGCCCCUCAAGCAGCCUCUCAAAUGUAAGCAUCAAAAGCAUAAAAAUGUCUCCAUUUCUGAAAAACUCCACCUGCAAUGUACACCAGGAAAAGCAAGAUUUGAGCCCUGCUUAUGUUAAUAAAAAGGGCAAGGAAGACACCUCUCCAAAGCCUACUUGCUUUAAGCAACAAGGGGAACCACCAGACUCCUCUCACUGUCUUCCAAAUAAAUCCGCCUCAGCUGUGCAGGGCAAACCAAAUCUCUGCUCCCUGCUGAGACAGGAGCAGAAUUUGCAGUCCCUUUCGGAGGGUGCCAAUAGCAACGGCACAAGUGAGAAGCAGAAAGGGCCCACCGCUACCUCCAGGGAAUGGACAGCAGACAAUUUUUAUGGGAUGGAAAAAAGACAGAGUCCUGGACAAGGGAAAUUGGACCUGAUAUCUCCAUACAACCAGCUAAAACGAGAGAAGAAAGCUGCAGUUCCUUGCUAUGAUAAACUCAGUGAGGAAAUGCUGAUGGAAAAGAAUAGUGUGUAUGGGGCUGAGAAGAGAAUGACUCUUGGGCACAGUAAGCUGGAUCUGAUCACCAAAUACAACAAGUUAAAAUCUAAACAGAUACACAGUCGAUUCGAACUCUGACCUGGUUCUUGUGGUCCUUGAGAUGUCCUUUGAUCUCAUUUACUAGUGGUUGUUUUUCCCUACCAAUCAUCAUAUCUGGUGCUUGAAGUCAAAAUAUGGGUGGCAAAUUAGUCUUAUUCCUAUCGAAAGGUAUCAAUGCUAUGCUGCAGUCUCCAAUGUGUACAGAUGACUGAUUCAGAUGGGAUUAGCAAGUACAAUUUAAAUUUUCAAUUACAAGAUGAUGGUAAGUGAGAGAAAAAGAAAAAAUCCACACUGCUACUUUACCCAUUUUUAAAAGGACCAUUUUCCCCAAAGCUGUUUUGCUCUGAUUGUAAGCUGUUUGACCACUAAUGUCUUCAGGAUUAACCCAGG